AUGAGUACUUCUGAGAGUAACAGAAUUACAGUUAAAAAGGCUGAGUUGUCAGAUGUAAGGAUAUCACCUGCUGCAUCCGUUAUCAAUGCGACAGAGAAUACAACUGUUGAAGAUAUCAGAUGUACAGCUAUGUGUUGGCCAGACUGUACUUUUAUAUGGACUGGGCUAAACGGGUUUAUAAGCUAUGGGGAUAAAUUAAGACUGAGCAACAUCCAAAAGAGUAGUUCAGGAUUAUACCGAUGCCGAGCAACAAAUGUUGUAGGAACAAGUUACAGUAGUUUCAUUGACAUUAAUGUUCAACAUAGUCCGGAUAAGAUAUCACUUUCACCAUCAAUUACAAAUUACACAAAGACAGAGGAUGAUUCCAUUAGCGUCGAGUGUUCAGCUGUAUGUGAACCGGCGUGUGAUUUUGAGUGGACCUACCCAAAUGAAACAAAAUACCAAGUUAGCACGUUACAAAUCGGAUCAUUAAAACGGACUGAUAAUGGAACUUAUACAUGCAGAGCAUACAAUAUGCUCGGAUAUAAAGAAUCAGCUUUUGUGGUAACGAUAAACUUUGGUCCAAAAGCAAUUGAUCUAUCACCUUCGGAUUCUAAUUACACAAAGAAAGUAGGAGAUACACUUGGUAGUAUCGUGUGUUCGGCUGAUUGUAAUCCAGCAUGUAAUUUUUCAUGGUCAUAUCCUGAUGGCACAAAAGAAUAUAAUCCAUAUUUAUAUAUAUCUCCGUUACAAAAAAAUCAUGACGGAAUUUACAAUUGUAAAGGAUUCAAUGAUGUCGGCUUUAACGAAAACACGAUUGCGGUUACUGUUAAUUAUAGACCUGAUAAGAUAUUACUUUUCCCAUCCAUUACAAAUUACACAAAGAUAGAGGGUAGUUCAAUCAACGUAGAAUGUUCCGCUGUAUGUAAACCUGCAUGUGAUGUUGAGUGGACCUACCCAAAUGGAACAAAGCACAACAUUAAAAUUUUACAAAUUCAAUCAUUACAACAGACAGAUGAUGGAUAUUACACAUGCAGAGCAUAUAAUAUGCUCGGAUAUACAGAGUCAGUUAUUAUGGUAGCAAUAAACUAUGUCCCAAAAGCACUCUUACUAUCACCUUCAUAUUCCAAUUACACAAAGAAAGUAGGAGAUACACUUGGUAAUAUCGUGUGUUCAGCUGAUUGUAAUCCCGCAUGUAGUUUUACAUGGACAUAUCCUGAUGGCACAAAACACCGUAGUCCAUCUUUAUAUAUAAAUCCGUUACAAAAGAAGCACGAAGGAAUCUACAAGUGUAAAGCAUUCAAUGAUGUCGGAUUUGAAGAAGAAAGUAUAACAGUUACGAUAAAUUAUGAUCCAGGGAACAGCAUUUUCUUCUCGCCGUCAAGUACAAGUUAUGUAAAACUGGAAGGCGAUUCGUUAGAGGACAUUACAUGCUCGGCUAAUUGCAAACCGUCAUGUACUUUCGAAUGGACAUAUCCAGAUGGAACAAAGUACUCGGGUAGCACGUUAGGGAUUGGCCGACUAAAUAGGACACAUGCUGGUACAUAUAGAUGUAAAGGAUAUAACCUCAUCGGUUAUUCGGAGAAAACCAUUACGGUUGCAGUAAAUUAUCCACCAGAAGCAAUACGAUUGUCACCAACCAACACACCCUUUAUAGUUCGAGAAUUUACUACUGUUCAUGUGACAUGUGAAGCUGACUGUAGACCCAUUUGCAGUUACCAAUGGACUGGACAAAAUACCUGGACGUCAGCAAACAAACAGUUAACGCUUACAUCAAUAAGGAGAACUGCGACUGGUACUUAUAAAUGUAGAGCUCGGAACAUCAUAAAUUCUUACCGUUAUGCUGAAACGUCUGUAUCAAUAAUUGUACACACAUUACCUACGAAGGCAGCAAAGAUGACUGCAAUUUGCACUGGAUCUACAGCAGUUUCGAUUGCCUGGAUUGGUGAUAUGACCGUUUUUCCUAAGCAGAACUAUGAAUUGCAUUACAGAAUGAGUAGUAAACCAUCGAAAACUCUUAGUAUUUCUAAUUCUACAAAUCAACAAAACAUUUAUCUCAUACAUGUACAAAAUCUCAAUCCAUUGACAAAGUACAUGUUUAAAAUAGUAGCAAAUAACUAUUUAGGACAUGCUGAUUCGGAAGAGGUUAGCUGUACAACUCUUGCAUCUGAAGCGGAAGAUUCCGAAAUGAAUGGCGCUUUAAUUGGAGGAGUAAUUUUGAUAAGUCUUGCUGUGUUGAUGUUUGCUGUAAUGAUAACUUUGAUACUGAUGUACAGAUUUAGACGUAACACUGAAGGCACACAGAGUCAAAGUUGUAUUCACGAAUGUUUUACAAAAAUAUUUAGAUCAUCAAAGGAAAAUGAAUGCAUCUAUGAAAACACACAACCAACGUCUGAGUGUGGUAAUCCUGAUUCUGACGGUAAAAAAGACUUAAGGCUAGCAGAUAAAAACAAAAACGAGAACACCUAUGAACCUAUUCAAAGAGGAAAAUCUGACAGACAACAAUACACCACGAUACAAGUACCAGCUGCUAAAACUGCAGGCAAAAAAGACUCAGGGGUAGCAGCUAAAAUCAAAUGGUAA
Molecule: messenger RNA, 2562 nt
Organism: Mytilus trossulus (common blue mussel)
Lineage: Eukaryota; Metazoa; Mollusca; Bivalvia; Mytilida; Mytilidae
Product: carcinoembryonic antigen-related cell adhesion molecule 5-like
Exons: 15
Coding region: 1-2562 (853 amino acids)
Biological process (GO): synapse organization; homophilic cell-cell adhesion
Cellular component (GO): plasma membrane; axon; neuronal cell body
Molecular function (GO): protein binding; axon guidance receptor activity
Source: RefSeq, a predicted model, not a curated record